CAGCAAAGAGGCUUUAUAAAACAUGUCACCUCUCUAAUGUAAUACCAUAAACAUAUAAACAUACAUAUACAUCUCUCGCUCUUUCUUUCUCAAAUUAUUUCUGGUUGGAACUGAAAGAAGUAAAGAUCGAUCGAUGUUAGCUUCCUCGCAGGCAAGAGAUGAUUGCUUCGAUGGAGAGUCAAGAGUUCCUUGGGACAUCGUGUGGAUUCACCAUCAAUCCGGAAGAGGACUUUCCAGAGUUCGGCGAUCUUCUUGACAUCAUUGACUUCGACGAUCUGCUUGGCGUUGCCGGAGAUGUGCUUCCUGACUUGGAGAUGGACCCUGAGAUCUUAGCAAGAGACUUCUCCGAUCACAUGAAAGCCUCGUCGGCUAUUACGUCGGAGAAGACUGAUAGUCAAGGGGAGACUAAGAACAAGGGUAUCUCGGGUAGAGGCAAAGAAGUCGUCAGCAAAAGAGACCAUAACGAGACUCCUGUGGUGGAGACGGUAGUGAACUAUAACGGUGAUAGUGACUGUAAAAGGAAACACUCCUCAUCUGGUUCUACCAAGAACAAGAACAACGAAGGGAAGCGAAAGGUGAAGAAGGUGGAUUGGACACCAGAGCUACACAGGAGAUUCGUGGAGGCAGUGGAUCAGUUGGGACUGGAGAAAGCUGUUCCUUCUCGUAUUCUGGAGCUUAUGGGUGUCCACUGCCUCACUCGUCACAACGUUGCUAGCCACCUCCAAAAAUAUAGGUCUCAUCAGAAACAUUUGCUAGCUCGUGAGGCCGAAGCAGUUAAUUGGACACGCAAACGCCCCAUCUACGGUUUAGACAGUACCGGAGCUAAUAUCAAUGGGCGGAAUAAAAACGGAUGGCUCGCGCCGACACCCACUAUUGGGUUUCCGCCUCCGCCACCUACAGCUGUGGCAUCACCACCUGUUCACCACCAUCAUUUUAGACCGUUGCAUGUGUGGGGACAUCCAACAGUUAACCAGUCUGUCAUUCCGCACGUGUUUCCCAAACACUUGCCUCCACCGUUUUGGGUAUCCGAUACUCCCUACUGGCCUAGAAUUCAUAACGGGACGGCUCCGUAUUUGCCGACCUUAGCUACGGGGUUUAGAGCACUGCCGGUUGCCGGAAUCCCACAGGCUAUGCCGCCACAUCAUACGGUGUACAAACCAGAUCAUGGCUACGGUGGUUCUCGUUCUCUGGUGGACUUACAUCCGUCAAAAGAGAGCGUCGAUGCAGCCAUAGGAGAUGUAUUGACGAGGCCAUGGCUGCCACUUCCGUUGGGAUUGAAGCCACCCGCUGUUGACGGCGUUAUGACGGAGCUUCACCGUCACGGUGUCUCCGAGGUUCCUCCAACCGCGCCUUGUGCCUGAAACGGACAAGCGACCGAGGCAGACGAACCAACAAAAAUUCGACGACAUGUCUUUCAAUUCUGGUAUCCUUUUUUCCAAGGGUUGUUUUAGUUAUGGCCCUUGUUGAGUGCUCGGAGUAAAGAGCCUGUUUACUUGAUUGUCUCGAAUAACUAAUAAGGAGGCUUUUUCAUAUAUAGGGUGCUAAGUACACUCUAACGCAAAUAAAUGACACAUAUAUCCUCUGGUGAUUUCAUUUUGAACUUGAUUUUGUAAAUAGUUUUGAAGUAAAACAAUCCAAAUUAAUCUUCAUGUCCUGGUCUUUAACUACAAAGCCAAUUAAUCUUCCUAUAUUAGACACUCAACACAGCUUUAUUGAAAAAUAAAUUUUGCGUUUUUGUGAUUGACCAUAUAAAACAAUAAUAUAUAUAUGUUUGGAUAGAGUUCAGCUUGACAAAAAUGACAUACCUAAUAAUGAGGAGAGAGGGAAAGAGAUGAUCACGAGAUAAGGAGAAGGGAGUACAUGGAGGCAACGUAAAAUCCAACGUAGGUAACCUCUUCUUUCUUCAAUUGUGACCACUCUCUCUCGUCUCCUUCAAAUUUGAAUGGUCCCUUUCUCUCUUCAUCAUUCAUAUGCAUGCGGAUACUAUUACAAGCAUCUCAUUUACACUCUCACACAUGUAAAAAACAUAUAUGUAAGCAUAUCUAUAUUUUUCUUUCAACAAAGAUGUCUCCACAUGUUUAUGUAGUAUAUAUAUAUAUAGAGUUGUUUUCAUUCAGAGUCACUUUAUGAUUUUUAUUACACCAUAAGAACAGGUUCAUCGCAGGUGGGGGGAAGGUGCUUAGGGGAAAAAUGUGGGGAGGGGGGAGACCCAUAAAGAAACAAAAGUAGACGUCUUUGAUGCCCAAAUAAGCGUCGAUUUUUUCUGGGUGCUUGAGCUGUUCCGCGGCCCCACGAUACGUGGCGACCCGCGAUUAUUGUAUUUCAAUUUUUUUUUUAAUCAGAAAAGCAAAAAAUAAAAAUAAAUAAAAAUUUUAAGCACCCCCUUUUUCGUUGCCGCGAUAAACCUGCUCUAAGUUAUUUAUUGUUCCUAA
Molecule: messenger RNA, 2432 nt
Organism: Eruca vesicaria subsp. sativa (arugula)
Lineage: Eukaryota; Viridiplantae; Streptophyta; Magnoliopsida; Brassicales; Brassicaceae
Source: the annotation of a GenBank genome assembly